Messenger RNA from Fusarium coffeatum, 219 nucleotides. RefSeq lists its product as uncharacterized. The record is from RefSeq and is a predicted model, not a curated record. Gene Ontology annotation, molecular function: zinc ion binding. Bases 1 to 219 code for a protein of 72 amino acids. The transcript is spliced from 2 exons. NCBI's taxonomy places the organism in Eukaryota, Fungi, Ascomycota, Sordariomycetes, Hypocreales, Nectriaceae.
AUGCCUCCUAAGCGAAUCCGUUGCACCGCCGCCACUUGCCGCGAGCCUGCUCAGCGCAUCGUCGGCGACUGCACCUUUUGCCAAGGCCACUUCUGCGGCAAGCACCGUCUACUAGAAGACCACAAGUGCACUGGUCUCGAGGAUUGUAAGAAGCAGUCUCACGAGCGCAACGCUGCACAACUCGAGGCCGAGCGAACCCAGGUUAUCCGGGGCGUGUAA